AUGAACCUGGUGUUUCCGAGGCGUGGGGGAGGGGACCUCAGACUACCAGAGCGGCUCGGACUCCGAGCCACGCCUGUGAGGCUUUGGUCGUUUGAAAAGGGCUCUGUAAGCGCUGGAGUUGGUUUUGACUGCCUCCGCGAUGUGGCAAGCAGCUUGCUUUAUGCGAAUCUCAUCUGUUCAGAGGGUGAGGAACCAGGUACCACAGACGCAACAAUGAGCGCCAUCCGGACGCUCCUGGAUUUGGCAGAGGCUUGCAGCACCUGCAAGAUCAUCAUUGGCCUUAGUCCAGAACAUGCUAGCUGUGAAGGCUUGGCUUGCUCAUUGCUCAGACUCGGAUUCCAGGUCAUCUCUGUGCGGAAGUGUCCCCUGUUGAACGAUGCAGCGUUCGGGGCUCUAAAUCCUGGCUUCGAAUCUCCGGGAUCCUGGGGUCCGGCCGAGCUGCGGCAAGCAGUCCGGGACGCGCGGUCGGAGAUCAUCGGCUGGCAGCCUAUGGGACCAGUGCCACAGGUGCAUAAUUGUGAUGAGACUUUGCCGCUCCACCUGUUUCAGUGCAGGGCGCGGUCUCUCGCCAUUGGCAUUGGCCUCUAUGUGGUUGAGCUGUCAGCCAAGAUGAGUUUCAUCGGUGAUGUUGAUCAUGACUGUAUUCCUUAUAGGUUGCAUACCCGUGUGCUGAGGCUAUGA
Messenger RNA from Symbiodinium sp. CCMP2592, 681 nucleotides. Lineage: Eukaryota; Dinophyceae; Suessiales; Symbiodiniaceae. The record is from the annotation of a GenBank genome assembly.